Molecule: messenger RNA, 291 nt
Organism: Schistosoma bovis
Lineage: Eukaryota; Metazoa; Platyhelminthes; Trematoda; Strigeidida; Schistosomatidae
Source: the annotation of a GenBank genome assembly
AUGUUUCGUGGUCGAUAUAUACUAGUUCAACCAGAUACAUGUGUUACAGUCAUUCGUCGAGGUGGACUACGAUCAGUUGGAUCCAUAAUGAAGUGUUUAGCAUGGCCUGGAAACAGUGUUCAUUCACCUUGUAAUAUACCACGAGAGUCAACGAGGAUGUCUAAUGAAAGUGGGGAAAAUAUUGUAGAUGCACUGAAUCAGGAGUGGAAUUCUGGAGACGUAACACCUAAUGAAUUUGACCCAGGUUCACCAGAGCAAGACAGUGGAAAUGUCGAUAUUAUUACUAAGUGA